UGGAGGAGUCACCCCUCAAACGACACUCCGUCUCAGAGAGUCCAGUUCAUCCUCGGGACGGAGGACGCCGACGAGGAGCACAUCCCCCACGACCUGUUCACCGAGCUGGACGAGAUCGCCUUCAGAGACGGAGACUUCCAGGAGUGGAAGGAGAUGGCGAGAUGGCUGAAGUUCGAGGAGGACGUGGAGGACGGCGGCGAGCGUUGGAGUAAACCGUACGUGGCCACGCUGUCUCUUCACAGUCUGUUCGAGCUGCGGUCCUGCAUCCUGAACGGCACCGUGCUGCUCGACAUGAGGGCCAACACCAUCGAGGAGAUCGCAGACAUGGUGAUCGACAGCAUGCUGGCGUCGGGGCAGCUGGAGGAGGGCGUCCGAGAGAAGGUGAAGGAGGCCAUGCUGAGGCGCCAUCACCAUCAGAGCGAGAAGAAGCUGAGCAACCGGAUCCCGCUGGUGCGAUCCUUCGCCGACAUCGGCAAGAAGCACUCCGACUCCUAUUUACUGGACCGCAACGGUCUGCUGGCGUCCCCCCAGUCGGCUCCAGGAAACCUCGACAGCAAGACCAGCGAGAGCCGCAUCAACGGAGGCGCGAAACCCGGGGAGCAACAGGAUAUCAUUUUCCACGAUGUGGCCUACAAGGCGAAGGACCGGAUCGACCUGCUGUCAGGGAUCGAUGAGUUCCUGGAUCAGGUCACGGUGCUUCCUCCGGGCGAAUGGGACCCCACCAUCCGCAUCGAGCCCCCAAAGAGCGUCCCGUCUCAGGAGAAGAGGAAGAUGGCGUCGGCUCCUAAUGGCCCUCACCACCUCAGCGAAACGUUCUGUGUCGGUGACGGUGUCUCCCUGCUCUCGUGCGCCAGGAUCUUUGGCGGUUUGGUGAACGACAUUCGGAGGAAGGCGCCCUUCCUGUGGAGUGACAUCAGAGACGCCGUCAGCCUGCAGUGUCUGGCGUCCGUUCUCUUCCUGUACUGCGCCUGCAUGUCGCCAGUCAUCACGUUCGGAGGGCUGCUGGGAGAAGCCACCAAGGGAAACAUAAGUGCCAUAGAGUCUCUGUUCGGGGCAUCUCUGACCGGUGUGGCCUACUCUCUGUUCGCUGGUCAGCCUCUCACCAUCCUGGGCAGCACCGGUCCAGUUCUGGUUUUUGAGAAGAUCCUGUUCAAGUUCUGCAGUGACUACGGCCUGUCCUACCUGUCCCUGCGCACCAGCAUCGGCCUCUGGACCGCCUUCCUCUGCCUGCUGCUGGUCGCCACCGACGCCAGCUCCCUGGUCUGCUACAUCACGCGCUUCACCGAGGAGGCCUUCGCCUCGCUCAUCUGCAUCAUCUUCAUCUACGAGGCUCUGGAGAAGCUCGUCCAGCUGGGCGAACACUACCCCGUCAACAUGCACGGCACGCUGGACAACCUCACCUUCUACGAGUGUAAGUGUUCUGCACCGGCCAACGCCUCGGCUGAAGUCCUGCAGAUCUGGAGCCGGAGAAACAUCACCUCAGAGGCCAUCGAGUGGGGGGAGCUGACUGUGAAGGACUGUGAAGAUCUUCACGGGGAGUUUGUCGGCUCGGCCUGCAGCCACAAGGGUCCCUACGUCCCCGACGUCCUCUUCUGGUCCGUCAUCCUCUUCUUCACCACCUUCUUCCUCUCCUCCUUCCUCAAGCAGUUCAAGACCAAGAGAUACUUCCCCACCAAGGUCCGAUCGAGCAUCAGUGACUUUGCCGUCUUUCUGACCAUCAUGAUCAUGGUGCUGGUGGAUUAUCUGGUGGGAAUCCCUUCCCCCAAACUCAACGUUCCAGACCGCUUCGAGCCCACGUCGAGCACGCGCGGCUGGCUGAUCUCGCCGCUGGGACCGAACCCCUGGUGGACGCUGCUGGCCGCCGCCGUCCCGGCUCUGCUCUGCACCAUCCUGAUCUUCAUGGACCAGCAGAUCACCGCCGUCAUCGUCAACAGGAAGGAGAACAAGCUCAAGAAGGGCUGUGGCUACCACCUGGACCUGCUGGUCGUGGCGGUGAUGCUGGGCGUGUGCUCCAUCAUGGGCCUGCCGUGGUUCGUGGCGGCGACCGUGCUCUCCAUCUCCCACGUCAACAGCCUGAAGCUGGAGUCGGAGUGCGCGGCGCCCGGCGAGCAGCCCAAGUUCCUCGGCAUCCGAGAGCAGCGCGUCACCGGCUUCAUGAUCUUCGUCCUGAUGGGCUGCUCCGUCUUCAUGACCUCCGCCCUCAAGGUGACCAACCAGGGCUCCAGACUAACCUUUUCACCAGGAGCUCAGUGGCCCCCAACCAGGGCUGGGCAUCGUUCAAAAUCUGUCCAUCCGGCGCCAAUUUCGACACCUCAGUUUCGAUGCCGGUUCCUAACGAUACUUUUUUCGAUACCAUAUCUUAAAAACAAGAUCUCUGAUGUCUCUGAUGUCCAUGUACUGUCCUUCCUGCAGCUGUUUGACCGGAUCAAACUGUUCGGCAUGCCGGCCAAGCACCAGCCGGACCUGAUCUACCUGCGCUACGUGCCGCUGUGGAAGGUCCACGUCUUCACCGUGCUGCAGCUCACCUGCCUCAUCGUCCUCUGGACCAUCAAGGCCUCGGCCGCCGCCGUGGUCUUCCCCAUGAUGGUUCUGGCGUUGGUAUUCAUCCGGAAGCUUCUGGAUUUCUGCUUCACUAAGAGAGAGCUGAGCUGGCUGGACGACCUGAUACCGGAGAGCAAGAAGAAAAAAGACGACGACAAGAAGAAGAAGGAGAAGGAGGAUGCUCGGAGGAUGCUGGAGGAAGUGGAGGACGAUCCGCCGUUCGACGGAGGAAACCUGACCUUCCCGAUCAAAACCCUGAAGGGACGCAUGGACCCAUCAGAAGUGAACAUCUCAGAUGAAAUGGCCAAAAGCGGCAUUUGGAAAUCAGUUUCCAUGAACAAUGAUGGCAGCAAAGCUCUGAAACGCAGCAACGGCCUGCAGGAGCUGCCGAGCGUCCAGAUCAGCGUGGAGAACGAAGAAGGUCGCAGAGUGGUGGUGGACGCCGAGACGUCGCUAUGACGACCCACCGCCGGACGACGGCGCGUUACUGACUGUGUGCCUCCGUCUCCUCUGGACGCGGCGUCCGAACCGAGUC
This is a messenger RNA of Perca fluviatilis (European perch), 3076 nucleotides long. Its product is annotated as sodium bicarbonate cotransporter 3-like. Gene Ontology annotation, biological process: regulation of intracellular pH; bicarbonate transport; monoatomic anion transport. NCBI's taxonomy places the organism in Eukaryota, Metazoa, Chordata, Actinopteri, Perciformes, Percidae. Gene Ontology annotation, cellular component: plasma membrane; basolateral plasma membrane; apical plasma membrane. Bases 154 to 3000 code for a protein of 948 amino acids. Gene Ontology annotation, molecular function: monoatomic anion transmembrane transporter activity; solute:inorganic anion antiporter activity; sodium:bicarbonate symporter activity. The record is from RefSeq and is a predicted model, not a curated record. The transcript is spliced from 21 exons.